AUGUCCGCCGACACGCCCCUCCUCGACCCCGCCAUCUUCGCCCACCUCAAGGACAAGCUCGAGGAAGAGACCCAGGUCCGCGACACCCUCACCCAGAUCGUCCAGCGCCUCGAGCGCGCCGUCGCCGCCACACAGGGCCUGCUGUCGCGCGUCCACUCCACACCCCGCGCCCGCUUCCCCGCCCUCGUGGCUCAGCUUGAGGAGGCUAUCAAGGAGGAGGUGACCAUUGUGGGCGAGCUCAAUGGUGUAGCCAGCCAGCAACCUUACUACAAGUACAACUCCAAGUGGGCGAGAUCCGUCCAGAAUGCCAUUGGCACCGUCAUCUACUGCGGCUGGCUCGGCGGCCUAGGCAACGACUCCCAGCCUGGCGAGCUUGGCCGCCUGCUGACCCUCGAGCAAGUCGGCGAGAUCUUCAACGUCCCCACCAACCUCAAGGACCGCGAUGCCUUCCACCUCACCAUCGAGGAGUACCUUCUCUCCCUGACGGACCUCACCUCAGAGCUCGCCCGCCUGGCCACCAACGCCGUCACCCACGGCGACUUCGAGCUGCCACUCACCAUUAGCGCCUUCAUCAAGGACUUGUUUGCGGGCUUCCAGCUGCUUAACCUUAAGAACGACAUCUUGCGGAAGCGUGCUGAUGCUGUCAAGUACGACGUCAAGAGAGUUGAGGACGUGGUCUACGACCUCAGCCUGCGAGGGCUGAUCAAGAGGCCUGGUGAGGGUGAUACUGAGAUGGCUGCUGCAGAGUAG
Molecule: messenger RNA, 750 nt
Organism: Ilyonectria robusta
Lineage: Eukaryota; Fungi; Ascomycota; Sordariomycetes; Hypocreales; Nectriaceae
Product: Translin
Exons: 4
Coding region: 1-750 (249 amino acids)
Biological process (GO): RNA metabolic process
Cellular component (GO): cytoplasm; nucleus
Molecular function (GO): RNA binding; single-stranded DNA binding; sequence-specific DNA binding
Source: RefSeq, a predicted model, not a curated record